Apis florea (little honeybee) is the source of this 1757-nucleotide messenger RNA. It is a transcript of the gene Sirt7, whose product is annotated as sirtuin 7. Gene Ontology annotation, cellular component: chromatin; nucleus. NCBI's taxonomy places the organism in Eukaryota, Metazoa, Arthropoda, Insecta, Hymenoptera, Apidae. Gene Ontology annotation, molecular function: histone H3K18 deacetylase activity, NAD-dependent; NAD+ binding. The record is from RefSeq and is a predicted model, not a curated record.
AGUAUGUAUACUUUAUAUAGUGCUAUGCUGCUGUUUAAUCGGUUUGAUUAAAGAUGGAGGAGACUAGCAAUGAGAAGUUUCUGUCAAGGAGGCGUUCUGCUGCUCUUAAAGCUUUCAAAGUUAAAGACGAACGUGUUGCAACUUUUAAAAAGGUACAUUUAUCUUUUAGACAAGAAAAAAGACAUAGAGUUAAAGCAAGAUUAGAAGAAAUAGAAGAUGCACCAGAAAUUUUGGAAGAAAAAUGUAUGAGAUUGGCUGCUGCAAUUAGCAGAGCAACAUCACUUGCUGUUUAUACUGGUGCUGGUAUUAGUACAGCUGCUUCUAUUCCUGAUUAUAGAGGAACAAAUGGUGUUUGGACUCGUUUACAACAAGGAAAAGAUAUCGGAAAUCAUGAUCUUAGUCAAGCAGAACCAACAUUGACACAUAUGGCUCUUUAUGCUUUAUAUAAGGCAAGAGUUUUAAAACAUAUAGUUUCUCAAAAUUGUGAUGGACUUCAUUUGCGUAGUGGAAUACCUCGUACACUUUUAUCUGAAGUUCAUGGCAAUAUGUAUGUAGAAGUUUGUAGAAUAUGUAAACCAUAUAGAGAAUAUUGGAGAUUAUUUGAUGUUACUGAAAAAACAGCUCGAUAUUCUCAUGGUACUGGAAGAUUAUGCCAUAGAUGUAAUUCUGUUUUACAAGAUUCUAUUGUUCAUUUUGGUGAAAGAGGCAAUCUUCCUUGGCCAAUUAAUUGGAAUGGCGCAACAAGAGCUGCAAAACAAGCAGAUGUUAUAUUAUGCUUAGGUUCUAGUUUAAAAGUUUUGAAGAAAUAUCCAUGGUUGUGGCAAAUGGAUAGACCAAUUCAUAAACGUCCAUCAUUGUAUAUUGUAAAUUUACAAUGGACUCCAAAAGAUGAAAAUGCAGUUUUAAAAAUAAAUGGAAAAUGCGAUGAAGUUAUGAAAAGGAUCAUGACUCAUCUUGGAUUAGAAAUACCGCAAUAUAAUCGUGCCAAGGAUCCUAUUUUUUUUCAUGCUGUACGACUUAGAAAUAGUGAACAACACACAACAAGUCAACCUUGUUUGGAAGAGCCAACUAAUAUUAUUCAUAAAGAAUUAAAUCAAAUCGAUGAUAAUUUUCAUGAAGGUAUAUCAUCUCCAACAAAAGAAAAAGAAUGCAUUUCACCCAAAAGAGUAACUGAAUCAAUGUCUGCUUAUUCAGCACCAUUUUUUACUGCAUUACCGUUUUUAUCUAUGGGAUUACCAUUUCCACCAAUGUAUAUGUGUCCUCAACUAACACCACUUUUUUAUUAUCCAUUUGUACAAGUACCAAAUAUGACUUCAGAUGUGCCAAAACCUAAACCUACAUGUACUUUUUGCAUGGAAAAUGAAGGAUCUCUUACUUGUCUUUAUUAUCAACGAGAAGCAGACAAUUCUACUUUAAUAGGAACAGAAAGUAAACAAAUAAAAGAUACAAAAACAUUAGUAAUUCAUGCAGAUCCUCCAAUAGCUGCUAAAAAUCCUGGAUGGUUUGGUAAAGGAUAUCGUAAAGGCAUGAAAAAGAAACGGUAGCAUUUACUUUCCCUAAUAUUAUAUAAUCUUCCUCUUUUCUCUUAUAAUAUGAAUGUAUAACAUAUAUGAUAUAUGAUAAUGUACGUAAAUGUUCGAUUCCUCCAUAUCAUAAUGAGAUCUGUAUACACAAUUUAGAAAUGUGUAGCAAUUAAAUUCCAAUAUUUAAUAACCAAAAUUUUAGCAAUUAAAUUAAAAUAUUUAAAAUUAAAAAAA